AACACAACGAUAACAUCUCUGGCCGUUUCUCAAAUUGCUCCUGCACAUAUUGUACGGACAGUACUUGAACGCAUCGUCAUAUUGACGUCGCUUCCGACAAUGGACGAGUAACGCCUGUUAAAGCGAUCUUGGCGAUGGCCUAAUGAAUAAGUGUGUUCGGUUUAAACGAUUUUAACAACAAAACUUUGAUGCAACUACGUUUUGAAUCAAAGCAUAAGCAAAGGGACCAGAUGCAGUCCUUUGCUCAGGAGAUCGAAGGAUUCUCCAAAAGUCGUCUGAAGAAGCAGGUCACUCACGUCACCACCAUCACAGGACGGCGCCAUGUGGAGAGGAGGAGGGACGGAGGGACCUGCGAGGUCCAGGACAUUGAAGAUGAGCCUACGGGCUUUGGCUUUGUUGAAGACAAAAGUCUAGACCUUCAAGUGGGCGUGGUUAGACCUUUUCUUCUACUGGCCUCCCAGGAUGUGGCCCAUGACAUUGACACACUGCAGAGAUAUAAGGUGUCUCAUGUGCUGAAUGUGGCGUAUGGUGUGGGGAAUUUGUUCCCAGACCAGUUGACCUACAAAACGGUGAACAUACUGGAUGUUCCAGACACUCCAAUCACCUCCUAUCUGGCGGACUGCUCAUCGUUCAUAGACCUAGCCAGGGCCAAGCCGGGCGUGGUACUGGUGCACUGCAAUGCUGGCAUCUCACGCUCCACCUCCAUCGUGAUUGGCUACCUGAUGCUCCGCGAAGGGCUGUCAUUCGAAGAGGCGUUGGGACAGGUUAAGCACGCCAGGCCGUCAGUCUGCCCCAACGCGGGCUUCUACCAACAGCUGAAGAGCUACGCCCCUGGAAGAGCUUAAGACCCCAACGCUUCAAAACAUCAGGCUAAUUAAAAGACCAAUUAAAGCAACACACACAUGCUUAAGGAGAUUGGUGCUGCGUUGGUUGUCUGUUCUUGGUAUGGAUUGUGUUGAUUAUAGAAUGUCAUGACAUUGCAAUAGUGAGUGAAUAUUAUUUGUUUGUAUUUUACACACAACGUCAGGUGUUUGUGUCAGAGAGAGAGAGAGUGUGUGUGUGUGUAUGUGUGUGUGUGUGUGUGUGUGUGUGUGUGUGUGUGUGUGUGUGUGUGUGUGUGUGUGUGUGUGUGUGUGUGUGUAUGUGUGUGUGUAAGUGUGUGUGUGUAAGUGUUAAUGUAAAAUGUGCUGACGGUUCUCUGCAUGGGCUAUUUGCCAUUUGUUUGACAGCUGGUUUACACUUAAUGUCUGCUGUGUUAUGUAUUUAUUUAUUCAGAAUAGCCAUUAUAUUUUCGUUUUCACUUCAUAUUUGAACUAAAUUGUUAUCUAUAUUAUUGGUUGAUAA
Messenger RNA from Gadus chalcogrammus (walleye pollock), 1344 nucleotides. Its product is annotated as dual specificity protein phosphatase 19-like. Gene Ontology annotation, cellular component: cytoplasm. The coding region runs from base 189 to 845 and encodes 218 amino acids. Gene Ontology annotation, biological process: protein dephosphorylation; regulation of MAP kinase activity. Gene Ontology annotation, molecular function: JUN kinase phosphatase activity. The transcript is spliced from 5 exons. The record is from RefSeq and is a predicted model, not a curated record. Lineage: Eukaryota; Metazoa; Chordata; Actinopteri; Gadiformes; Gadidae.